AAAAAUGGUCUGUUCCGUGGUAUGAUGUUCCCGGUAUGUUCCUAUGGACUGGUCAAUGCUCUUUUCUUCGGCGCCUACGGCAACACCAUCCAUCUUCUAGAACCUGACCACACCGUGCGGCCCACAAACUUGCAGGUAAGCAGACCACGCUGUGCGGCC
This is a messenger RNA of Lymnaea stagnalis (great pond snail), 159 nucleotides long. NCBI's taxonomy places the organism in Eukaryota, Metazoa, Mollusca, Gastropoda, Lymnaeidae. The record is from the annotation of a GenBank genome assembly.